CGAUCACAAACAACUACAACCAGAAGAAGAAAGAGUAGGUAUGAGGAAUCGUAUGAUGAUGAGCAGAGAGGUGGGCGCGUGGAGCGAUCUGUGUCCGGAUCUGUUGGAAUCGAUCUACGGCAACCUCCUCAACCCGGUCCACGCCAUGGAAUUCGGGUCCGUAUGCAGGAGCUGGCGCCAAAUCCACGCGUCCCUGCAGGCGCAGCCACGUGGACGGGUCUUCGGGGGCGUCCGGCUCCGAGAAAUCCGCUGCCAGGAGGCCCGCGACAAGUUGCUGCGCGGAGGAGAAGAAGGUUACGAGGUUUACAGCUGGGCCAGCGGGUGGUGGCUUCUGGCGUCCCUGGAGCGCAACGUCUUGGGCUGCUUCAAUGACUUCCUCUCCUGGCCCUCCAGUUUCAUCCCGCUUCCCCCCGGGCUGAAUUUCGGAAGUUUUUCCCGAUUUGACGGGAAUUGCACGAGCAUGCCGAUCAAGGCGGCAUUCUCGGCCCCACCGGCGGCGGAUGGGGACUGGACCAUGCUCAUCCUACACAGCAUCAGCUGUUUCAGCACGUUCCGGCCGGGCCAGGACGAGUGGUGCGGCUACUUAUACCCACACAUACACGACAGAGUUUGCGUGGGGAUUGGGUACAGGGAUCGGAGAUUCUUCUGCCUGUUCAGCACGGGCGAUGUUUUGAUCGUCAAAACUGAUCAUGGUCGUAAUCCCGGCAGCAAUAUGUGCGAGUGGAGGAUGAUGCUGGCUUCCGAACCUAUACUGACGCCCCGAGAUCUGCUGGCUUCUGCGCUGUCGGAUUCUAAUUUCCACGUCGUGCUAUUUAUGUUGGAUGAAUGUGGUGGUGGUCGACGGGUGGUGAUCAGCUGGGAGCGAAGAGAUGACACGGCCUUCUUCCGGCUGCUAAGGGUGGAGAAAGAAUUGUGCGAUGUCAGGGAUGAAGGAAUUGCUAUUUUUGCAGUUGGAGAAAGGUGGAUGCAGGGGGAUGGUCUUCGCGAGAGGCUAGAGGCGGCCGAUUUGGAGAGUGGAGGAAGGACGUCUACUCGUCCGGCAGAGGAGGAAUCAACGGUGGAGAGGAAAACCCGUUCAGCCAAAGGUAAUUCCAUCAUUAGAGUGCUUUCUCGAUGGUUUGCCCGUGGCCUCUAGCAUACCUUGGUAAAGAAGAGCCCGAUUCGAGGUUAAUUACGUUCUUUCCUUUUGUGUGUCUAGAUAUAUGGACUUGCUUAUAAUGGUCAAUCUGAUUUUGAUGGAGAACAACAACUUGUUAAUUAGAAGUUCAUGUAUAUAUGGAAUUGUAAUUAACCAAUCGUAUUAAGGGUUAAUUACAAUAUGAGAAACGGGCUAGCUAGAGUUUUUUUUUUUUUUUUUUUUACAAAAGAUAAUCAUAUAUUGAUUCAUAAGAAAGAUAGUUACAUCCUGGAAUUCAGCCAGGCCCGAAAAUCAAAAACACGACACGCAAUCGGCAACAAUGAAAGGGCUUUUCUAGCCACCACAUGGGCUACCUUAUUGUGACUCCGACCUACAAAUCGCACACUGAACCCCGAAUGAAAGGCAAAAUAUGAAACUACUUCUUCAAGCACAACCCCCAUCCGAGUAUCACCAGUCUCUGCCCGAUUGAUUUUAUCAAUGACGACCUUGGCAUCUCCUUCAAAGUGCACCGCCGAGAAUCCAUGCUCCAAGCACCACCAAAUCGCCUCCCGAAGGCAGUGGCGGACCCAGAAAUUUUUUAUAGGGGUGUCCACUUUUAAAAAAUAAAUUAAAUAAAAAUAAAAUUUUAAAUAUGAA
Messenger RNA from Linum trigynum, 1774 nucleotides. Lineage: Eukaryota; Viridiplantae; Streptophyta; Magnoliopsida; Malpighiales; Linaceae. The record is from the annotation of a GenBank genome assembly.